UCAGCUGCGUAAUUUGGCGGGAAGUGAUUUCUUGUUCGUUUCGUAUUGUAGUUGUUUGUUAUACGUACGUGAUAAACAUUUUGUCAACAUGGGUAUUUUAGGCUUAUCAAAGUUAAUAGCGGACGUAGUUCCGCAAGCUAUCAGAGAACGAGAAUUAAAACAUUAUUUCGGACGCAAAAUAGCCAUUGAUGCAUCUAUGUGUUUGUAUCAGUUUCUCAUAGCUGUGCGCAGUGAAGGGGCUCAACUCACUACUGUAGACGGUGAAACAACCAGCCAUUUAAUGGGCAUGUUUUAUCGUACUAUACGCUUAAUGGAGCAAGGAAUAAAACCUAUAUAUGUGUUUGAUGGGAAACCACCAAAUCUGAAAGGUGGAGAAUUAGCCAAAAGAGCUGAGAGAAGAGAUGAAGCACAGAAACUCCUGCAAGCUGCUGAAGAGGACGGCAAUGUGGAAGCAAUAGACAAAUUUAAUAGAAGAUUGGUUAAAGUUACAAAAACUCAUGCUGAUGAAGCUAAAGAAUUGCUCCAAUUAAUGGGUAUACCUUAUAUUGAUGCGCCUUGCGAAGCCGAAGCACAAUGUGCAGCUUUGGUAAAAGCUGAUAAAGUCUUUGCCACUGCCACAGAAGAUAUGGACGCACUUACCUUCGGCUGCAACGUGUUGCUUCGACGUUUAACUUUUAGCGAAGCCAGAAAGCUGCCUGUACAAGAAAUUCAUUUUGACAAAGUUCUUGAAGGUUUAGAAUUAAAUCACAAUGAGUUUAUCGAUCUCUGUAUCAUGCUGGGUUGUGAUUACACUGGCAGUAUCAAAGGUGUUGGUCCAAAGAGAGCAAUAGAAUUGAUAAAGAAUUACAGGUCCUUGGAGAAAAUUAUCGAAAAUCUAGACACCAAGAAAUAUCCCAUACCUGACGAUUGGAACUACAAAGAUGCGAGAUUAUUGUUUCAGGAACCGGAAGUAUCCAACGUGGAUGAUAUUCAAUUAAAAUGGUCCGAUCCAGACGAGGAAGGUCUGGUAAAGUUUUUAUGCGGUGACAAACAAUUUAACGAGGAACGAGUCAGAAGUGGAGCUAAGAAACUUCACAAGGCUCGACAUACGUCCACACAAGGCCGAUUAGAUUCGUUCUUCAAAGUUUUGCCAAAUUCAACUCCGAGUCCAAAGCGAAAGGUGGAAGAAAAAAAAAAGCCAGCUGCCAAAAAAGCAAAGACGGCAGGCAACAGUAAAUUUCGAGGUAAAGCAAAGUAGAGUAACGAGUCAAAAUUUUCUAAUCAUAACUUUAUAAUACUAUCGAACAUAUAAGUGUGGCGCAUGUGCGUAUAUUUUCGUGCUUAUCCUUGAUCGAGAAUCUCUUAUCUCAUUGGUAAUUGUAUACUGCAUUUUUACUUAUGUACAUACUUUCACAAUUAUAGUCUCGUCGAAAAAAUUUUUCUCUAUUUAUUUGAAGUAAAAUAUAUAUUAUAUCAUGUACAACAUUUUUUCUCAAUAUGCUA
This is a messenger RNA of Pseudomyrmex gracilis, 1482 nucleotides long. It is a transcript of the gene Fen1, whose product is annotated as flap endonuclease 1. NCBI's taxonomy places the organism in Eukaryota, Metazoa, Arthropoda, Insecta, Hymenoptera, Formicidae. The record is from RefSeq and is a predicted model, not a curated record. Gene Ontology annotation, cellular component: nucleus. The transcript has 8 exons. Gene Ontology annotation, molecular function: DNA binding; manganese ion binding; magnesium ion binding. The coding region runs from base 89 to 1237 and encodes 382 amino acids.